This is a messenger RNA of Orycteropus afer afer, 2700 nucleotides long. NCBI's taxonomy places the organism in Eukaryota, Metazoa, Chordata, Mammalia, Tubulidentata, Orycteropodidae. The record is from RefSeq and is a predicted model, not a curated record.
GUUUCUUCUUCGUCGCUGGGCCUUGGCCCAGGAGCCACCACAAGCGACACGGAGCCGCCAGUGCUGGAGGGGGAGCCGUGGGUGCGGGGCAGCGUGGGGGCAGAGGCCCCGGGACGCCCUCCUGGCCCCAGGCCCCGUUCUGCCCGGGCACCCCCACGGGUGCCCCCCCCUUCCUGGUCGGAGCAGUGCGAGUGUGCCCGGGAGCCCGGCAGCGGCGGCGUGGAAACCGGCGUGGGCUGGGGAGUCCGAGCCGCGGGGGGCAGUGCCAUGCACAAGCACCAGCACUGCUGUAAGUGCCCCGAGUGCUAUGAGGUGACCCGCCUAGCCGCCCUGCGGCGCCUCGAGCCUCCGGGCUACGGAGACUGGCAGGUGCCUGACCCCUACGGUCCAGGUGGAAGCAAUGGGGCCAGUGCAGGUUAUGGGGGCUACAGCUCGCAGACCCUGCCCUCGCAGGCGGGGGCCACCCCCACGCCCCGCACCAAGGCCAAGCUUAGAUAUUGGGUAUGGCAUGGUUUUCCCACCAUGCUCCAUCUCUGCCAUCCCUCUCAGGCUAUCCCUACACCCCUCCUAGUGAACCUUGAGGCCCUGGAUGUCUUCCCCUAGGUAAAUGGCAGUGAUGGCAUGUUCAAGUAUGAGGAGAUAGUACUUGAGCGGGGCAACUCUGGCCUGGGCUUCAGCAUCGCAGGUGGCAUUGACAACCCCCAUGUCCCUGAUGACCCUGGCAUCUUCAUUACUAAGAUUAUUCCUGGUGGAGCAGCUGCUAUGGACGGGAGGCUGGGGGUGAAUGACUGUGUGCUACGAGUGAAUGAGGUGGACGUGUCAGAGGUGGUGCACAGCAGAGCUGUGGAGGCGCUAAAGGAGGCAGGCCCUGUGGUGCGAUUGGUGGUGCGGAGGCGACAGCCUCCACCCGAGACCAUCAUGGAGGUCAACCUGCUCAAAGGGCCCAAAGGCUUGGGUUUCAGCAUUGCUGGGGGCAUUGGCAACCAGCACAUUCCGGGAGACAACAGCAUCUACAUCACCAAGAUCAUUGAGGGGGGUGCUGCCCAGAAGGACGGUCGCCUGCAGAUUGGAGACCGGCUGCUGGCGGUGAACAACACCAAUCUGCAGGAUGUGAGACAUGAGGAAGCUGUGGCCUCACUGAAGAACACAUCUGAUAUGGUCUAUCUGAAGGUGGCCAAGCCAGGCAGCCUCCACCUCAACGACAUGUACGCACCCCCAGACUACGCCAGCACUUUUACUGCCUUGGCUGACAACCACAUAAGCCAUAAUUCCAGCCUGGGUUAUCUUGGGGCUGUGGAGAGCAAGGUCAGCUAUCCUGCUCCUCCUCAGGUUCCCCCAGCCCGCUACUCUCCUAUCCCCAGGCACUUAUUGGGUGAGGAGGACUUCACCAGAGAGCCUCGCAAGAUCAUCCUGCACAAGGGCUCCACAGGCUUGGGCUUCAACAUCGUAGGAGGAGAGGAUGGAGAAGGCAUUUUUGUCUCCUUCAUCCUGGCAGGAGGCCCAGCUGACCUGAGCGGAGAGCUUCGCAGAGGAGACCGGAUCUUAUCGGUGAAUGGAGUGAACCUGAGGAAUGCAACUCAUGAACAGGCUGCAGCUGCUCUGAAACGAGCUGGCCAGUCAGUCACCAUUGUGGCCCAGUACCGACCUGAAGAGUACAGUCGCUUUGAAUCAAAGAUACAUGACUUGCGAGAACAAAUGAUGAACAGCAGCAUGAGUUCUGGGUCUGGGUCCCUCCGAACAAGCGAGAAGAGAUCCUUGUAUGUCAGGGCCCUGUUUGAUUAUGACCGGACUCGGGACAGCUGCCUGCCAAGCCAGGGUCUCAGCUUCUCUUAUGGUGACAUUCUACAUGUCAUUAAUGCCUCUGAUGAUGAGUGGUGGCAGGCAAGACUGGUGACCCCACAUGGAGAAAGUGAGCAAAUUGGUGUGAUUCCCAGUAAGAAGAGGGUGGAAAAGAAAGAAAGAGCUCGAUUGAAAACAGUGAAAUUCCAUGCCAGGACGGGGAUGAUUGAGUCUAAUAGGGACUUCCCUGGGUUAAGUGACGAUUAUUAUGGAGCAAAGAAUCUGAAAGGACAAGAAGAUGCUAUUUUGUCAUAUGAGCCAGUGACACGGCAAGAAAUUCACUAUGCAAGGCCUGUGAUCAUCCUGGGCCCAAUGAAGGACCGAGUCAAUGAUGACCUGAUCUCUGAAUUCCCACAUAAAUUUGGAUCCUGUGUGCCACAUACUACCCGACCUCGGCGUGAUAAUGAAGUAGAUGGACAAGACUAUCACUUUGUGGUAUCCCGAGAACAAAUGGAGAAGGAUAUUCAGGACAACAAGUUCAUUGAGGCAGGCCAAUUCAAUGAUAAUCUUUACGGGACCAGCAUUCAGUCAGUCCGGGCAGUUGCAGAGAGAGGCAAACACUGCAUCUUAGACGUUUCUGGAAAUGCUAUCAAGAGGCUGCAGCAGGCACAGCUUUACCCUAUUGCCAUUUUCAUCAAGCCCAAGUCCAUUGAAGCACUUAUGGAAAUGAACCGACGACAGACGUAUGAACAAGCAAAUAAGAUCUAUGACAAAGCCAUGAAACUGGAGCAGGAGUUUGGAGAAUACUUUACAGCCAUUGUACAGGGUGACUCACUGGAAGAGAUUUAUAACAAAAUCAAACAAAUCAUUGAGGACCAGUCUGGGCACUACAUUUGGGUCCCAUCCCCUGAAAAACUCUGA